UAGGCUGGAAUUUGGGCAAUAACCAACCAGUUAUUGGGAAACUUCGACGUUCUGACAACAACUCUACCAUUAUACAACACUUUCUUCCAUCACAUAAUCAACAUAGAAAGACUAUCUUGAAUGAAUGUAAUGAAUGUCAGAUACAUAAUCCAAACACUAUUCUACCUUCAAAUGUUAACACUUCACACAAUUUAUGUUUCACCGAUCUUCCACUUAAUCUUUGUUUUACAAUCCCUGUCAAUUAUA
This is a messenger RNA of Funneliformis geosporum, 246 nucleotides long. The record is from the annotation of a GenBank genome assembly. Lineage: Eukaryota; Fungi; Glomeromycota; Glomeromycetes; Glomerales; Glomeraceae.